Nelumbo nucifera (sacred lotus) is the source of this 5308-nucleotide messenger RNA. RefSeq lists its product as uncharacterized. Gene Ontology annotation, biological process: cortical microtubule organization. Gene Ontology annotation, cellular component: cortical microtubule. The record is from RefSeq and is a predicted model, not a curated record. NCBI's taxonomy places the organism in Eukaryota, Viridiplantae, Streptophyta, Magnoliopsida, Proteales, Nelumbonaceae.
UUAUUACCAAGUACCAAGAAAACACACAAGCAUAAUUACAACUCUUACCGUUAAUAAACAAAGUUUUUGAUAAUUAUCGUCAUUACACAAUAGAAUCUCAGUGGCAUUUGUGUAAAUUUCUGCUUAAAUUAUCGGACAAACUAAAGAAAAAAACGGAAAAAGGGGAGAAAAAAAAUACUAUCGCACAGCAGAGAAGCUGGGAGAGAAUGAAAGCUUGCUCUAGAGGAAACCGGCAAGUCUCAAAAGGCCAGUUGUUCUGACACAAGUUCGUUCUUUCUUUAUUUAUCUGGUCUAUGGGAGGAGAAUUCUUUUAAGAAUUAGGGUUUUUUGCAACUUCUUCCAUUUCCUCUCUCCGAUCUAAUUGUUGUUGCUUAUCGAUCAAUUCACCAAAUGCUGUAGAUCCGAGUAUUUGAAUCUGCAUUUUCCGCGUAAUAGACUAAUAGUUGAGAGCUUGGAUUAUUUCUGCUAGAAAUACAGUCGAAAUUCGGGAUCUUAAUUAAUCGUACAGGACGAGAUGGAGAAUAUGUUCAAUGAUCUUUGACUUCGGCAGCGGUAAGUCGACGAGACCGCCGGUGCUUUCAGGAAGAAAAACCGUUGUCGAGCUAUCUCUAGACACGCUCUCAGUCAGUAUUUCUGGUUUUUCUGGGUUUCAGAAGAAUUGUGAGAUAAUGCGCCUGCAUUUACGGUUUUACAUUAUGGAGUUUCAAGGUUUCGAGUCUAUGUGCAAGCAACUGCUGCUGUUUUCUUUUUCUUCACUAAAUUGGAUUGCAAUUUGACGUUUAAGAGGUUGUUGAAUUUAGAUAUAGUAGGGUUUGUCUUCACGCUGUGAGGCGGUAUUGGGAUCUCUGCGGGCGAAAUUCUAGGGUUUUCUCAAUGCGGAGCUAGCAGGAGCUAGGGUUUUGUUACAGCAACGAAGGUACGUAAUUAUUUGCUCCUUAGAGCUUACUAUCCGGCAUUAUUGUUCUGCGGCUUCUGCCUUUCCAACCCAAGCAAGAGGGAAGUUUCGUAUCGUUAUUUUCCCACCGAGACUCAGGCUUUGGUUCCAUUUGACAAAAUGGAACCUUGCGAUCCUUGAGAGAAAAAAGAGAAACGCAUUGAGUUCAUUUUGCCAACCAUGCUUGCAAGGAAGUACGCUAUUUUGCGGUUGGAUGUUUUUAAUUGGUGGACUGUACGAGGAUACUAUCGAGGUCACUCAAAGAGGAAUUAAUAAUUAGGAAAUUUCCGAACGGAUUUGAUCCUAAUCCGUGCUUUUAUCAUCUAUUCUACUUUAUCUGUAAGAAGGGUUGUGCUCUAAGCUAAGACGAAUUUGAGCAGGAUGUGCAUGAACCGGGAUUUGAUAUUUUGUAUUAUGGAAAAGUCAGAUUGGAGCAUUUCUGUCUAAGUUUGGGUGGUGAAAAUGCCUCCUUCUCCAGCAUUGAGAUUCUCUCCUGGAAGGGAGCUCAGAGCAGAGACUCACAAGCGAGGACGCAGCUUUGAGAGCGGAUUAUUUCUGAGGGAAAAGGAUGACGACCUUGCUCUGUUCACUGAGAUGCAAGCCAGAGAAAGGGACAAUUUUUUGCUUCAGUCAUCUGAUGAUCUUGAUGAAUCCUUGUCAACAAAAUUGAGAUCCUUCUCAGAUUUCAAGCUAGGAAUCUCAAUUCCAGCUCUAGGAGAGAGCAGUGACCUCCUUAAUGCAGAUGGUGAUAAAAAUGACUAUGACUGGCUAUUAACUCCUCCAGAUACUCCUCUUUUUCCUUCAUUGGAUGAUGAGACUCCUCCACCAGUUAAUCUUGCCUCGAGGGGCAGACCACGAAGUCAGCCCAUUACCAUAUCAAGAUCAACCACGAUGGAGAAGAGUUACAAGAGCAAUAGAAGUAGUGCAAGCCCUAAUCGGUUAAGCCCAUCACCUCGGUCUGGAAGUGGCACAUUUCAGUCAAGAGGAAGGCCUUCUUCAGCUCCUCAUUCUAGUCCAACUCCUCUUCUACGGCCAACUACACCAUCGCAAAGACCAUCCACUCCCCCAAAUAAGCCAUCAACGGCUGCUCCAAGGUCUUCAACUCCCACUCCUCGGAGGUCUUCUACUCCUACUCCCGGGAGGAUGAGCACAGGAUCAAGUGGUAAUAUGGUUUCAUCCGGGAGAAGGGGAACCUCCCCUGUAAAGUCUAGUCGUGGGAGUUCUGUCUCACCAAAACUACGGGCGUGGCAAUCAAAUAUGCCAGGUUUCUCCACGGAUGCACCUCCAAAUCUUCGAACUUCUCUAGCCGACCGGCCAGCAUCAUAUGUGAGAGGAUCUUCUCCAGCAUCUAGGAAUGGGAGGGAUGGAUCGUUGAAGCUUGGAAGGCAAUCAAUGUCACCAACAGCUUCAAGAAGUAUAAGUUCAUCACAUAGUCAUGAUCGGGAUAGACUCAGCUCGCAGAGUAAGGGUUCUGUGGCAUCAUCUGGUGAUGAUGAUAUAGACUCUCUGCACUCUGUCCCUCUGAGUAUCUCUGACCACUCAACUGUUAAGAAGGUUGGAACCUUUCCAAGUAGCAGAGCUCUGGCAUUUUCAAAUAAGCCUGCCAGAACAGUUUCCUCGAGUUCUGUGCCAAAAAGAUCAUUUGAUUCUGCACUUCGGCAAAUGGAUCAUCGGAAAAGUCCUCAAAAUAUGUUCAGGCCACUCUUAUCCAGUGUUCCCAGUACCACUUUCUAUAUUGGGAAAUCAAACACUGCAAGUCGACCUAUGAUCUCUAGAAACUCUUCGGUUACAACUAGUAGUAAUGCAAGCUCUGAACGAGGUGCAAGUAUUGUACAUGAUACUGAGGGUAGUGACCAUGAGCAGGAUGAGAUGACAAGUGAAUGUGAAAAAUCCCCGUAUCCUGAUGGCCAAGAUGAAGUAUUUAUCUUUGAUAAGGUGGAUGAGGUAAAAGAAGAUGUUGAACAUGGGACCCAUGAUGGAAGAAUUGUUGAUUUUGAUAGAGGUACUUCUAUUGGAGUUGAGUCAGGUGAAUCUGAAACUUUUAGCAGUCUUAAUGCUGAUAUUGCAGUUGCCCCAACUGUUUCUGGACCUUUUUAUGCAGAAAUUGACCCCACAAAAGUUUAUUUUGAAGAAAAUUUGGUAUCAUGUUCUAUCUGUGGAAACAAAUUUCACUGCAUUGAGCCUAUGGAGGUGAAAGAUGAUCAUUGUCCAGAUUGCCGUGAGAGGGCUAUAUCUCUCACUCUGGCUGUUACAGAGAGCACAAAAUUUGUGUCUCAGAACAGCACAGUUCACUCUGAGAUGAAUUUGGAAGAAAAUAAUUUCUUAAAUGAAGUUAGGUCUAAGAUGGAAGUAUCUGAAUUGCCAGAAAGUCCUAGCAGGAGAGAAGCCAUGGCUGUUCAGAGUGAAAAGAAUGUUGUGCAAGAUGAGAGUUGCAAUAUUUAUCAAUCUCAAAGUUUAUUGCAAGGUAAUUCUCUUCCAGGAUCAGUUGUGGAGGAAGGGAAGCAGCAUUCUGUGGAUCAGGAAGUGGUUGGUCAGACAACAGGUGCUUUCAGUCAAUCUAACAAUGACACUGCAGACCAGCAAUUGCAGCAUUUUAAUAAUCAUCUAGAAAUGGUUGGCCAGACAACAGUUGGUUUCAACCAAUCUAACAGUGACAUUGCAGACCAGCAAUUGCAGCACCCUAAUAACCAUCCAAGCUUAAAAUUUGAUGUUUCAGAAGGUGCAGGUAUCUCUGUACUUUUGAAAAGCUCAAGUAGUAGUAAGUGGCCUGUUGUUCAAGGGAGGACUUUCUCUGCUUCCAGCAUACCUUAUGAUGAUCCCUCAUAUGCAAGGGAGAGUGCCAAUAGUAUGAGAAGCUCAAUUGGGCAUGGAAGUGCUUCAGCAUCUUCAUCUGUUGAUUGGAGUUCUUCCAGACAGACAGAGGCUCGUGUGCAUAGGCAGCUAAGUGGCAGGAAAACUGACUUGGAGAAUUUAAGGCAUGAUUUGAACACAAAAUCUCAAAGCACUGGAUCCUCUUCCUCUGGAAUCUCAAAUCAUGUACAUCAAAUUGUUGCCAAGGGAACAAGUGAAGAAAGUUUUGAUGUGUCUGGUGGAAAUAUGGAAUGGAAGGCUUUGGAGGGGAUGAAACUGGUUGCUAAUGAGGAAUGUAUAGCUUCACAAGUUGCUGAACUGGUUGUUGUGGAUUCAUCUUUUGUCAAACCUGCUGUUUUUGAAGACAUUAUGAUCAAGGGCACAGAGGGUUGCAGAACAGACAAUCCUUCUGUCUCAGAAUUAUCAAGCCAUAGAUUAAGCAUUCAAUUAGAGGACGCUUCAUUAGCAACAUUUCCAACUGAUGAGGACUGUGUUUCAUCUGGGAUUGCUGAGGACUUCCCAAACAAAACAAGGGGUGUCUCAGAGAUAGAUGUACAAGCUCACACUCUAGAAUCCUCCUUCAGAGAGGAAAAUGAUAACAGUGUCUGUGGCUUUGAUGAUCCUGGUCAUGACUCUUCAGUAAGCAUAUCUGGAGAAUUAGAAAACGGCCACGAGUGUACUCCUGGUCCACAAAAUGAUUAUGCCCUCUCCUCAAAUGCAAAGAAUAUCAUGGAUGAAUUCUUGGAGUCCUCAGUUCUUGUAAACCCAGAUGAGGAUAAAUCCAAUAUCUCUGAUCAUGGUCAUGGCAUUCUUGAAGAAUCGACUGUCACAGUGGAGGGCCAAGGAGGACAUAAAACAAGAAGUCUCACAUUGGAAGAAGCAACUGACACCAUACUAUUCUGCAGCUCUAUCGUUCAUGAUCUGGCUUAUCGGGCUGCAACUGUCGCAAUGGAAAAGGAGGACAAAGUUCCUCUAGAGGGUUCCCGCCCAACUGUCACCAUCUUGGGAAAAUCCAGUUCUGGCAGGAAAGAUCCUCGUGGUAGGACUGGUAACAAACGCACACCAAAAUCUCAGAAAGCCAGACAGAGGCGGGUGGAAUCUGACAUUCAGACCCCAUCAGCCAAAGUUGAAAUUGAUGUCAAAGCCCAUGAAUCCUGGGCGCAUGACGCAGGGGCUCCGAACAAGGUUGACAGCACAAAGCCUCCAAAGCUAGAAUCCAAGUGCAACUGUGCAGUGAUGUAAGGGAUUGACCAUCUGUUGCGUGCGGGGAGGUGGGGGGAACUAAGCAACUAUUUCUUCCCCUUCCCCUCUCUCUAAUUUCUAUCCUCGGGCAUAUCCAAGGAUGCUGAGUGUUUGUAUUUUAUAGGUUUUUACGUUUUGCAGGGCAGAUGAUGCCCUAUCAAUUUCAGUUCGUUCCAUUUAUUUGUAAGAAACACCACGUCAUGUUGGUGACAUAAUCUUGUAAAGUUUUUGUUGUCUUUGGGGUGAUAUCACGAGAGGAAUAGAGGUUUGUUUUUUAUCAUA